CACCAUGCUUCUUCAAGUGUUUCCAGUUCUUCUCCUGUGUUUGCACAAUGGCCUAGCCGCGGGAGAAAAGUUGAGUAGGAAUGAGCAAGAAGUUACUUACAGGGAAUUAAGAAAGGUGGCCGAAACGUUAGAAGAAUUCAAAGAUCAACCUGAAGAUGCAGAGCUGGAUAGAAAACGAAAAGAUUUGUUGGAAACUCUACAAACUGCUGCCAGCAUAUUCUGUAAGGUGGUGAACGCUUUUAAAAGGGAAAUAACCGAGGAAAUGCAAACAGAAAAAAGAGACUUUAACUCCCUUCUUCUAGAUGCUAAGGCAGUCUGCCAAGCGGCAACUGAUGGUCAAGGGUUGCUGAAUGCUGCCCAAACAUUUUGCAGCUCCGACAAUGUAGGCAAACGAGAAACCCAAAGUCUGAAUGAUCUAACUGAUGCGCACCAAGUGAACAGAAGAGGAUUCUUGGAUGUCUUGUUGGAGAACGCUGCUAGAAUAUUUUGUUCCGUGGUCAACAACUUCCGUAGAGAUUUGGCCAAUUUUCAAGAGCAAAGCGACGAGGCAGAGUCAGGAAGAUAAGAGAGAAUGGGAGAGGCUAUUGCGACAUUAGAGCUGCCAACUUUAAAUCAAGUAUACAGUAGAUUGUACUUUUUUGUACUAGAGAAAAAUUCACACAAUUCUACGUGUAAAUUUCCCUUUUUUUAAAAUAUAGACAUUUAACAUCUUUAAAAAUGUGCUUAUGUGCUUCACUUCUAUGUUCAUAUUUUUAUUUGCAAAUGUUAUGUAAGUAGAACCUGUCAUAGACGUUGUUUAAUUUUUAGCAAUGAAUUUUGAAUAAAUAGCUAAUUUCUACUGUAAA
Molecule: messenger RNA, 845 nt
Organism: Biomphalaria glabrata
Lineage: Eukaryota; Metazoa; Mollusca; Gastropoda; Planorbidae
Exons: 2
Coding region: 5-565 (186 amino acids)
Source: RefSeq, a predicted model, not a curated record